GUACUUCCAUCAAAAUGUACGCCAUUUUCAUUUUAUAGAGAAUCGCAUUUACAAUAAAUCUAGUGAUUUGCGUCUUUUUUAUAAAAGUGAAAAUAUAUUAGAAUAACUUUUUGGAAACUAAACCGGCGCGUUAAUAUACUAAAAUAUAUAAAGUACUCUUUGCCAGAAGUAUACAAAUCACGCUAAAUUAUGAAUUCUGUUUUGUUUGCCUGUUCGAAAUGCUUUUCGAGGCAUCCAUUCGAGGAGUUGUCUGCGGGCCAACAGCUAUGCAAGAAUUGCCGAGGAACUAGCUCAGUUGUCAAAUGUACUUAUUGCCGCACUGAAUUCCAACCAACAACAAAAUCUCAAAGUGUCUGCAAGAAAUGUGAGCACUGUCUCAGCAAGUAUGGCAAACCCAAUGCCUGUGAAUGCUGCAAGAUCGUGGCGGCGUUUGGAAACUCUAAAUGCGUAAGAUGUGCAACCUAUGAAGCAAAAUAUGGCCCACCGAUACAAUGUGAUGAAUGCAAGCAGCGAUGUGCUUUCGAUAAGCGUGACGAGAACAAAAAGGUUAACGGCAAAUUACUUUGUUGGUUAUGCACCAGUUCGUUUAAACGGGCUCUUAUAAAAGCUCAACAGGAAGGCAGAAUAUCAUCCAAGAAACGACCGCAUGAAAAAACGCACCGAGACAGUUCAACGACUUCGGCUAAGAAAACCUCGCGACCGUCUGCAGAUAUAAAAAGUAGCAGCGGCGGUGCUGGCGGGGGAAGUAGUGCUGCUAUUGCUUCUUCAGGCGGAGAACUGCCUGAGAAAAUUACUCGUACUGGAUCUGGUGGGAGUGGUGGAAAUGGUAGUGGUAAUGGCUCUGGAAUUGGCCUGGGCUCUAUAGCCGCACCAGCUGUUAUCACAAUCGACCCUAAUUCAGCAGAUCACGUAGUGGCCAUGACAAACUUAAAAGAACGAAUCGCCAGUCUAGAAAAACGUCUUCAACAAAAGGAUAAGGAAUUACUAGAAAAGGAUAAAUUGUUGACAGAACUGAAGGGCAAAAACUUCGAAAAAGAAAUUGAAAUGCGCAACAAAGUGAAGGAAAUCGACAGAUUACAUGACAUGAAAGUGGAGAAUCUUAAUCGUAAAAUUAGUAGUAUAUUGAAAGAGUUAGCGUCAGUGAAGAAGAGCACAAAGAAGAAUGGCACAAGUGGAGGCUCAAACGCCAAGGAACGUCAAAGUGAGCGUGAGAAACGAGAAAACCUUUCUCCAAAAGAGGAACUCGUUGAAGACGAGCAACAACGUGAAAAGGAAGUAAAGGAGGAGAAGAUAGAAAAGGAUGAAAUCAAAAGUGAUGAAGAGCAAGAGCGCGAGGAAAAGAGAAGUGUUGAAUCUGGUUCGAAUAGUCCGUCAACAAAUUGAAGGUUGUAACAAAGGAUACAUUAGUUAAAUUUUACAAUAAAAUUUCACGAGUAUAUGCAACGCUUUCACAUCUAUAUUCCACUUAAUCCAGUCGUGUAAAUUGUAUGCUAAAUGUUAACUUGGUUAAUAAUUAUGAUUUUAAAUCGUUAAAUCGUGUUACAAAACAUUAGUCCGAUACCAUUACAAUUCGGUAACUCGAUAAUUCUAAGUCUGAACAACCUCUUUUAUUUUUCUCUCUUUCUCGGUAACAUAAAAAAUCAGCCGAAAGUCCUUUUUUUUUAAUUACUGAAUGUUUAUGCCAUAAACUAAAUAAUAUACUUAUAAAUUUUAAUAUAUUGCGCAGUUCCAGAAAACAAAUAGGGAGUUGCAAUGAAACAAAUUCAGGCUUGUCACCUCGGUAACGCUGUAUUAUUGGCCGUUUAUGCUGCACUCUAAAUCUCUAUGUAGCCCUUAAUGCAAGCCUAAAUGUACACUUAUUCAUACAAAAUCCUCUACCUAAAUUCUAAAUAUUUUUUCCAUUGCGAAAUGCUAAAUGCUGAAAGUGAAUGUAAUCUUCGAAAAAUGUGUUAAUUCGAACAACGUUUUAAGUUCUUUUGUGACAAUCCACUUCGCAAAUCCAGGUGUUUAUAUUCUAAAUUAUAAUGAAAAUAUAGAAUUAUCGACAGAUCUAACUUUAACAUAAAUAAGAAAAAUGUUAUGUAAUUCCUUUGCUUUCAAAGCCUCACGCUUGAAAGUAUGCAUUAGAAUAUUGUAAUACACCUAUCAGUACAUAUAUAGUGUUUUACAACAAGAACAAGCACCGGAUUCUGAAUGUGAGUAAAUAUACGUUUAAUAAAUGCGGUAACAGCGCAUUGGUCUAUGCUGUAUUCGGAAGAUUUGACAAAAAAUACUUGGAAUUCAUUUUCGAAUACCGAAUUGUAAUUUUACCGAGCUUGACUUGAAGAGCACUAUUGGAAAAAUAUAAUUUUAUAGUGAGCUGUUAUAACGAUUCUCAUUCAAGUAAUGGAAAUAGUAAUGAAACCUUAGUAUUGAUUAUAACUAUAAGUAUUAAGGAUGCUCUUUUUAUGCUCUUAAGCUACUUAGAAUGCAGUUUAUUUGUUUUUGUCUCUAUCUUGAGUAAGGAAGUAAAUGAAAGCUUUAUGAUAUCGUUUAGUUGUAUAUGCUCAGCGUACCGAUUAUUCAGGUAUUACACACAUUUUUUUUAGUCUUGUUCUAAAUUUUUGUAGAUAAUAUUUUCUUAUUUUUGUAAUUUUUUUGCGCUGCGGCAUUAUUCUUUAGAAGAUAACUUAUUUAAGCGAAGUGGAACUCUUUAAACUGAAUAAAGAACAUUAAAACCAA
Molecule: messenger RNA, 2721 nt
Organism: Anastrepha ludens (Mexican fruit fly)
Lineage: Eukaryota; Metazoa; Arthropoda; Insecta; Diptera; Tephritidae
Product: protein FAM76A
Exons: 6
Coding region: 190-1383 (397 amino acids)
Source: RefSeq, a predicted model, not a curated record